UUUUUUUAGAAAUUAUGUCUAAGAUUAUUUACAUUACAUGUCAUUGUUAGCAGGAUUUAGAUGUUGAUGAUCUGAUUGCUAAUAAAACCUUUUUCAAAAAAUCGUUCAUCAUCUGGGUGUGUUCAUUAACGCUUUGCCUAUAAAAAUUUUAUGAAUGCUACAUAAAAUUGAAUAUCAUGCAUCAUAAAUGGUAUCCUUGCCCACCGGUGGGUGAGGUCGAAUGCAAUAACUGCAAGAUAAAAUGGUUUCGUUUCUGCGAAAUAUCUCUUGCAUUGAACCAGUUACUUACAUGCAGGACCAAAAUGAUAAAUUAUUCCGACAUUGAGAAUGUAAAAUGUUGAUGCCGUGGAAAAUCUUAAGGUUUUUAAACAUAUUUGUAAUCAGAAUAA
Messenger RNA from Ceutorhynchus assimilis (cabbage seed weevil), 389 nucleotides. The record is from the annotation of a GenBank genome assembly. Lineage: Eukaryota; Metazoa; Arthropoda; Insecta; Coleoptera; Curculionidae.